Messenger RNA from Dermochelys coriacea (leatherback sea turtle), 3720 nucleotides. Its product is annotated as protein PML-like. Bases 258 to 2573 code for a protein of 771 amino acids. Lineage: Eukaryota; Metazoa; Chordata; Testudines; Dermochelyidae. Gene Ontology annotation, biological process: intrinsic apoptotic signaling pathway in response to DNA damage; PML body organization; positive regulation of DNA-templated transcription. The transcript is spliced from 9 exons. Gene Ontology annotation, cellular component: nucleoplasm; PML body; chromatin. Gene Ontology annotation, molecular function: zinc ion binding; ubiquitin-protein transferase activity. The record is from RefSeq and is a predicted model, not a curated record.
AGCCUGCUGAAGCAAUUACUCAGCAGAGGAGUGUCCAGAUCCCGCAGAUACAGUUCUGAUAGAGGCAGGGCCUCAUGGACUAUGGCUCUCUUGUCCCAGGGGAGCCCAGGCAGCCUGCAGACACAGGUUCCCCAUGUGACCUUGGCAAAUCACUCAAGCCCAUAUCCUCAAACGUAGAGAGGUGCCUAACUCCCAUUGAUUCUAGGAGGAGUUCAGAGCCUAUUUGAGGAUCUGUGCCACAGUUUUCCAUCUGGAGAAUGGGCAUAACUGAUUCCCACCUCACCAUUGCAAUGGAGGAAGAAUUCCAGUUCCUGAUCUGCCAGGGAUGCCAGAAAGAACCCAGAAAUCCUAAGCUCCUGUCCUGCCUUCACACCUUGUGCUCCAACUGCCUGGAAGAGAACAAGCCUGUUGGCCAGUGCCCCAUCUGCCACACUCCCAUCCCACAAGCCAGUGGGAUCCCAGACCAGAACAACCUGCUCUUCGCCAAUCUGCAGGACAAGCUGAGCACCUACCAGAAGAUCGUCAAAGGCAGUGACCUGGUCUGUGACAACUGUAGGCAAGAGGGAGAGUUCUGGUGCUCUGACUGUGAGGAGUUCCUUUGUGUCAAGUGCUUUGAGACCCAUCAGAGGUAUCUAAAGCGAGAGAGCCAUGAGGCCAAGACGGUGAGGGAUCUCAGGGUGGGAUCUGCCAGGGAGUUCGUUGGUGGUUCCAGGAAGCUCAGUAACUUGUCCUGUCCCAAUCCAACCCAUGCGAACCAGAUGCUGAGCAUCUACUGCAGAGAAUGCCAAAAACCGAUCUGCUGCAUCUGUGCUCUGCUGGACAGCCGCCACAUGGGCAAGCACUGUGAUAUCAAGGUGGAAAUCCAGCAGAGGCUGCAGGAGCUGGGGAGCACGAGUGAAGAGCUGAAGAAGAAGGAGGAACUCUUCCAAGAUGCCUAUAGUAACCUGAAGAGCAAAGCUGACCACCUGGACCAAGUGACGACUGAAACCCAGGAGCUGAUCCGAAAGAGAGUCAAGCAGAUGGUUCAGCUGAUCAGAGAGAAGGAGCAGGAGCUGCUGGAGAUGACAGAGAGGCAGCACCACCUGGGGAACAAGGAGCUGGAGGGGAAGCUGCAGCAGACAGAAGCCGUGCUCAAGAGGAUGGGGGCCAGCAAGCAGCUGGUGGAGAAGAUGCAUCUCUACGCAUCAGACCAGGAGGUGAUGGACCUGCACUCCUUCAUCAAGGGGUCACUGGAGGAGUUCAGGAAGCUGCAGCCCCUGGCUGUGGGAGCCAGUGUGCAGGCUGGAGGCUUCGCCAAGUGUAAAGCCAGACUCCAGGCUCUGUUUGAAAGAGUGACUGGGGACAGAGAAGCUGCCCCAGCUAGAUCCAUAGAUAAUUCCAACAAGGCCCUUUCGUUGUCUUUACCAGCGAAGAGGAAAGGAGUCCAAACCGAGGCCCCUGCGAAGGUGAUCAAGACCGAAGCUGAUGCAGGCAAAUGGGAGCAAUCAGCAGGGAAGCACCAACAGAAUUUGCUGGAACAACCGGGGACCAGCUCCUCAACAGCAAGCAACUCUUCAUGUGUGACUGACAGCUUCAGUGCAGCCAAAGUAGCUGACUUGCUGGAAAAUAACAUCUAUGAACCAUGUGAGCCAGAUGAUCCCACGGAUUGUUUGAACAGCUCUGAUGGGGAUGACAGCGAUGAAGAGUCAACAGACUCUAGUCUGCCAGACGACAUCAACAGCAUCAGUUGUGAGAGCAGCAAGGGAGACAUCCUGGCCUGUCCUGCUGGCAGCCUGAGGGAGCUCAACAUGAGACAAGCAUCACUGCUCUUCUUUGACCUCAAGUUCUUGACGGCAAAUAAAGUCCUUCAGCUGGCUGUGGUGGAUGGAGAAAAGAACUUUACCAUCUUGAUUCAGCCUCUGAAAUCUUUGCCUGGCUUGAUCUCAAAAGGCAGUAUCUGUGAGAUUGGUGUGAAGACUUUAUUCCACUACCUCUACUCUGUCCACAAACCCAUCUUAGCAGGGUAUGACCUCUGGUCACCAGCCCUUCCUAUCCUGUUUCAAUCCCUGGAUCUCAUUAGCAAGAAAGAGGAGUUUAGUGCAGCUGUCUUUGGUUUCCUGGACAUCUUGCCCCUGAUUAAAGAGAAGAUCCCCAAGGCUGGGAGUUACAAAUUGAAGAACCUGGCCAACACUUACAUUUGGCGGCAGCUAAAUGAUAACAACCCCCUGGAAAACGCAAAGGCCCUUAGGGAUCUGUGCACAGUUCUAGAGAUUGAUCCAGUGGAGAACCCGAGGCCUGUGCUCACCUGCUCUAAUCUGGAAUGUUAUGCUUCCCUUCAGCCAUUGCUGAAUGAGAAACUUCUCACUAAGCCUUCGGUGCAGAUGCUGUCCAUGCACAACAUGAGCCUUUCCAAACUCCACACCUUAUACCUGAGGGAUCCUGAGAAAGGGCUGCAGAAGUUCUGCAGGUUCUUCAAUUCUCAGCUGCAGAGCUCUGAGAAGAAAAUCCGAAAGCUAAGUAAGAUCAAAGCCCAUUUCCAAAGCCCACAGCCAUCAGCUGGGCACCAAGCAGCGGCAACAAAUGAACUGCCAUGAGCAAUAAAGAGUGAGUCAGACUACUGAAGUACAUCUACAGCUCAGACAAAUAUAUCUGUGCAUGGCACCUCAGGCAUGAGGCUGAGCAGCAACAUUCCAGCUCUGAGGUCCAGACUCCACCAGAAUUCAAGAAGUUCAGAUUCACCGUUUUCAGUUUGGCCCAUUAGCUAGAGCAGGGCCUGUAGCAAAGCUCACAUCUAGAUCUGAACUAUGAAUUUCUGGGUUGCUUGGAUCAGGUGUUCUGGGGGGCGGGGGACUCUUCCCCCCCCCCCCUUGUAUUUAUUUCAUAUACAAAACUUUGUUAAGCUGAGGUGCUUAGGGCACUAGCCUAGGACUUGGGAGACACGGGUUCAAGUCCCUGCUCCACCACAGACCUCCUGUGUGACCUGGGGCAAGUCAUGUAGACACUCUCUGCCUUAGUUUCCCAUCUGUGCAUUGGGGAAAAUAGUCUCGCCCUGCCUCACUGGAGUGUUAGGAGGCAGUGGUUAUGUCCUAUUCAGGCCUGUCUGUAAAGGCCUAUACUCUAAGAAUUUAGGUGUAUUCUUAUCACUUGGCUAGUUCUAGAGGUAUAAAAGAAUCAAAAUCACUGUCUGCCAGCGUAAGGGCCUUCUCUUACUGUGACAGUCUGAGGCCCUGUUCUGAGUCUAAGGCCUUUGGCUAAGCAGCAGAGGCAGCCACAAGCUAGGAAGCGACCGGUCACAUCCUCACAUUUCAACCUAGUCACAUUGAAAUAAGGUGCUAUUGGGCUGUUAGGAAUACAACCCUGUCCUGAUAGUGCCUAUUGCCUCUAGAGAAAGGGAAGUGCCUAGAAGAUGUAAAAGGAAACUUAAUUUGAUAGCAUCCUGUCUGGCAAGAACUCACUUAUCAAUAGCUGGGAUGUGAAAUCCUCACUUCUGUAUUGUUUUAUUAUAGUUCCCACUUUGCUAUUGUUUGUCUGUAUAAUCUCUGUCUGGUUCUGUGAUUGUUCCUGUCUGCUGUAUAAUUAAUUUUGCUGGGUGUAAACUAAUUAAGGUGGUGGGAUAUAAUUGGUUAAAUAAUCAUGUUACAAUAUGUUAGGAUUGGUUAGUUAAAUUUCAGGAAAAUGAUUGGUUAAGGUAUAGCAAAGUAGAACUCAAGUUUUACGAUAUAGUCUGCAAAAAGAAAAGGC